UCUCUCUCUCUCUCUCUUUUCUCUCUCACAAAAAGCUUUUUCUAUCUUCUUUUGUCUUCGUGUUCAUUUCUUUGUAUAAUUUGUUUCUUGUUAUUAUCAGAAUUAAUUAUAUCUCCUUUUUUUUAUUCACGCUUAGCCUUUUCCUCAAGGAAUACUUCCUGAUCCGGCUAUAUAUUACAAUUUAAGCUUUGAAAUAUUAUGUCAAUGGAUUUGAUGGCAUCCGAACGUGUUUGUUAUGUUCACUGCAACUUCUGCAACACCAUUUUAGCGGUGAGUGUUCCAUGCAACAGCUUACAGAACGUGGUGACGGUGAGAUGUGGGCAUUGUGCCAAUCUGCUGUCAGUUAAUAUGGGAGCUUCCCUUCAGUCGAAUGCUCUUGCUCCUCAAGAUCCCCAGCUACAGAAGAUGCACCUGAGCUCUGAGGAUUCAAAUAAGAGCUGCGGAUCUUCAUCAUCUUCCAAAUGCAGCAAGUUUGGUCAUCCCUUUGAGUCUGUAGAGCUUCAUGACCAACCUAGAAUCUCUCCCAUCCGCCCACCCGAGAAGAGACAACGGGUUCCUUCAGCAUAUAACAGGUUUAUCAAGGAAGAAAUUCAAAGGAUUAAAGCUAGUAAUCCUGACAUUAGCCAUAGGGAAGCUUUUAGCACUGCAGCUAAAAAUUGGGCACAUUUUCCUCACAUUCACUUUGGUUUAAAGCUGGAUGGCAGCAAGCAACCGAAGCCGGAUCAGACUUUUGCAGGAGGAGAUCAGGGAACUCAAAAGUCUAGCGGAUUCUACUAAAACAAACUGGUAAAUAUCCCCCGUGAGAAAGAAGCAACCUGGUUUUUCUAUAUAUGUGUGUGUGUGAUGCAAAGAAAUAUUGAGGUUGAUGAAGUCUCCUAACCCUAUAGCUAGGGAACCUCUUUAGAACCUCACCCUUUCAAAUUGCUAUAUAUAUGUGUUCCAUUGAUUUCCCUAACUAUCAAGAAUUCUUGUCAUUACAUUCAUGUUGGACUUUAUUUAAUCUUUUAAGUAAACAGAUAAAGCAGAUCAAUCUCUCUCUC
Messenger RNA from Prunus mume (Japanese apricot), 1040 nucleotides. RefSeq names its product Plant-specific transcription factor YABBY family protein (gene YAB2). Gene Ontology annotation, biological process: multicellular organism development; cell fate commitment; abaxial cell fate specification. NCBI's taxonomy places the organism in Eukaryota, Viridiplantae, Streptophyta, Magnoliopsida, Rosales, Rosaceae. The record is from RefSeq and is a predicted model, not a curated record. Gene Ontology annotation, cellular component: nucleus.